AUGUCUCAAAAACAGUACCCUUCCAUGAACCAUGCGGCCACUGAGCGUGGUUUGGCUUCCUCUACAUCCAAGGGCACUGGGCAUGUGGCGGGCGACAACACUGGGCAACCGUCUCUCGUUUCUGACGCAGCCGACAAGGUCGCUGCGGAGAAACGACCUACGGGCGAACCCAUCACCUCUUCUGGUCCCUCGACCGCUAAGCCAAUACCUCGUAACUUGCGUUUUACCAAAAAAAAGCCAACGCCAUCCAACGCCGGUACUUUGUCAGGUUCAGCUAUCCAGCCCAGCCCCUCCCAUCCGCCAGCGGUUGUCCCGGAUGCCCCUGGUCAUGGGUUCGGUGGUGGAGAGCCGCGAUUCUCAUUGCCAGAACGACCUGGGUGGGUCAUCGUCGAAUUUGAAGGCAGCACUCCAGUGCCUUUGACGCCUUCAGAACGGUAUCCAGUUCUCGAUCCUUUCAAUUACGACUGUGUUUCUGGUCAUCUACGGCGCACUACUUGGCCCAUGACCGAAUCUCGACUCAAACGUCUUGAGGAUGUCAUCAAAGAGGAUAAUGAACUUUUCGCGUCUGUCGACGUAUACUGUGUUAUACAUUGGCGACUAGUCGCAUCAAACAGUAUGAAGGCAAAAGCCUAUCAUUUUCAGGGGUAUCCAGAAGGUUUUUCGGCUGCGGAUCCAUACGAUCGGCAAGGCACUCUCCCCCUCUACGACGGUCAUUCAUGGGGAUACCCCAGGAUUGAUCCAAGUGACAUUGUGGAGAACCCCACCAUUUAUCGUUUAAGCCGUCCUCACUAUCCCUACCUCACCCGCUAUGCCGAUGACCCCCCCCUCGAUUACCACAGUAUAAUACAAGAUGAUUUCCGUAACGCUAGGCCGUGGAUAAUGAGUCAACACCUUCGCGAGAGGCUUGUCAAUUGGUUCGAGGUCGUCUACGAGUUAUACUUGGCCUGGAACCACCUUGCGUGUUGCCAUAACCCUGAUCCUCUCGUUCUUGCAGACUUCUGCCGUGGCGUGUAUGAGAUGAGAGCCUGGUGCACGUAUGCUAUGUUCACCAUGGUUGACGUACGGGUAUGGGACGGUCCACGAACAACAGAAAGACCUCAGAUAACCGCACACAUCGCGACAAGCCGCCCAGUCAGGGUGGAGCAACGUGUUCGAGUAAAUCUCUUCUUUGAGGAAAGCGCGUUGAGCAUCCUUCGGGCUUUCCCCUGGAUAGUCCAUCCACUGACAGAGGCGAAUAUGAAGCAAAGUCUUGUGUGGAUUGUUGCGGACGAGCUGGGCCUGUCUAAACCCCCUCGGCCGAUUGCCCUCCCCCAAUCGCCUUCCACUUCAAGUGCGCCUCCAAUUCCCGACAGCUCAGGCAGCUCGGAUAGUGGAUGUGAAUUGGAUAUAAGCACAACCAUGGUGAUGCAGCGGAAGUAUCCCCAACAGCAGGGUGAAAGCAGGCAGGCCUAUUCGAGGCGAAUUUAUAAGGAACUUCAGCGGGUGAAGGAAACACUCGAUCAUCCAGAGGGGCGAUUAUUGAUAGCUGGCGCAUACCUUGGGAGCGAGAUCUGUUUGAAGCGGAUAUCGGAGGAACAAGCCAAGCCAGCACUGGGUAACAAGGCUGGCAGAGGGGUGCGGACAUCCACUCUACGUCUGUAUCUUGACAAGUUGUGGCCCAAUUCACAGCGACGAGCGAUGAUGUCCGAAACCGAGCUCCAACAGCGUCGGAAGGAUAGUUUAACUAUUCUUCGAGACUCAGGAACAUCCUUUGAGGAUCUGCCCCCAGGCGUUCUGUCUGAGCUUGCUGUCUCACGACCGGCUGUGAUGGACAUUGAUCCACCUAGUACGAUGAGGCCUGUGGGACCACUAGCGUCAAUGUCUGUGGGCCUUGUUGAGCCUCAGUUGUCAAGCGAGGUCCAGGCAGGCGGUACUGUUGAGAGGCCUCGGACGCCACCAUCUCACCUCAUGAAGCGCUCUUGGUCUACAGUUCAAUCGCCUACAUCGCCCCCUUGA
This is a messenger RNA of Cantharellus anzutake, 1995 nucleotides long. RefSeq lists its product as uncharacterized. NCBI's taxonomy places the organism in Eukaryota, Fungi, Basidiomycota, Agaricomycetes, Cantharellales, Hydnaceae. The record is from RefSeq and is a predicted model, not a curated record. The transcript has 7 exons. The coding region runs from base 1 to 1995 and encodes 664 amino acids.